CCAGCCUGGUAUUCCAGGAUUCCUCUGGAGAGAGGCAGAGGAGGUGGGAAUGAACACACAGAGGGGGCUCAGUGCCUGCAGGGAAGGGUACCAGGAGGGGCAAAAGGGAGCUGCAAGCUCAGUACCUGAAGAAUAAGCCUCAGAACUGCGAGGACCUGGGCACCUCCUCCUCUAGCACGCAGAUGAAGCUUGGAGGUGAAGCUUUCUGCCUUCAGAACCUCCUCACAGCAUCCAGCAGCAGGCGGUGAACUUUUGGUCCCUGGGAAAGCUUUGGUGAUAGACGAGUACAUACCUGUUCUAGCAAGAGGCUGUGGCUUUAGAGCCGAGAAGGAGCCGGGUCCUACCCUGAGCUGAGGGAUCUCCUGCACAAAACCACCCCAGAGAACAAACCAGUUGUGGGGUAACGCGGUGAGCAGCGCACAGAGCAAACGCCCAGCACAGGGUUUAAUUACUGCGUACAAAAGUGCUUGGGUCGGGGCUGCUUUGGGCUGCUCCGGGUGUCAGCGAGCAGCUAUGCUGCAGAACAGGAUGUCGGAUUAAGGAGACUCCAGCGAAACCCGUGCUGAGGACAUCAGAGGGCAGCAGCCGGAGCUGGGAAGAAAGCAAAGAAGUGCUGGGAUAGGCACGGUCAGGACAAGGAUUCGGGCAGCGCGGAGCGACGGACGUGCUGCCAGGACGUUGCCCCCCGGGCAGCCUGGGAUAUGCCUAGGAAGGAGCUGGGAAUGGCUGGCUGCAACUCUGGCAGCUGCGACAGCAUGGUCAGCACGGCCUCCAACCACUCACAGCAUAGCGAUAACAGUUAUGACUACUUAUCUGUAGAAGAGAAAGAAUGUCUGAUGUUCUUAGAAGAAACUAUUGGCUCCCUGGAUGCAGAAGCAGACAGCGGGGUCUCUACCAACGAGACUGACUACACGGAGCCCUCCAAGCUGCCCGGGACCCGGCCUAAGAGAAACUCCAUCACCCGGGAUCUGGAAAACGGGGCUCCCCCCCUGCAGCAUGCAGCUGAACAGAAGAAUGGUAAAAACCCCUCUGCCUUCCCAAGGUCAGCUCCAGCAGUGGUUCCAAGCUCAGGCUAUUCCAGUCUUCCAAGGAUCACCACUGUAGCAAACGGAGCCUCUGACAGCAAAGUGACUGUCCACAGAGUGGAGGACCCAGUGCCAGGAGAGAAAUCCUCGCAGGAGAUGGCCAAGGACAGGCUUGACCAACCCAGCAGAAGGAGCCAGAUGAAAUCCCUGGAAUCUUUGCUUAUCCAACCUCCAGAUCCCUUCCAGGAUGAGCUGGUGAGCCAUGAGUGGUCACGCAGCAAUCGCUCAGAUGACAAGAGGGAAACAGCCAAGGAGACCAAGACUUGGAUGUCCUGGGGCCAGCCCGAGAAAUCCACAUUGGAAGAGGCCCCUCAGGACCCCGAUACCAAGCGCGGGCCUCCCACAGCCCCCAAACCACGAAAACUGCCACCAAAUAUCAUCCUGAAAACCAGCAAAACCAGCCCAGUGGCGCUCGCCGCAGAGCCCAGCCACAAGGUGAAAGCAUCGCCUCCAUCCUUGGGCAGCGACGCCACUGCUGAGAAGGUGAAUUCAGGGCACCUCGACCCCAAGGAGAGGGAGAAAGCCCGGCGGGAGGCAUUGGAGAAGCUUGGACUGUCGCAGGACAGGAGGGAGCCCAGCGCCCACCUUCACCCUACGGCACAUCCCCACCCGAAGGAGGUGCCAUUCCCCACCCCUGCGGAGCCCGAAGCAGGCAAUGGGGCAGCGGAGAGGUCGGUGCCGGGUGCCCGGCAGAUAACCUUCAAAUCCAACACCUUGGAGCGCUCCGGGGUAGGGCUGAGCAGCUACAUGGCCAGCGCCAAGGAGCAGAGCGUCAAGACCAGCAGCUCCUUGGGCAAGAUGUCCUUCAUCGAGCGGCUCGCCCCCAGCUUCCUCAGGAGCAGCCGCCCCAGGCCGGUGUCCCUUGGGACGGGGAAGGACUUUGCUGGUCUGAAAGAGCCGGGGCAGGCGGAGCAGGAGAAGAGCAGCAAGCGGCGAUCGCACCCGCUGCAGAGCUUCCCCAGGCCACCCCGCUCCUCUGUCAGCGUCAAGAUUUCCCCCAAGGGUGCCGCGGAUGAGAACCGGCGAGAGGCGCUGAAGAAGCUUGGGCUGCUGAAGGAAUAGCUCCGUGGGCAGUGGGGCUGCUGGGCAAGCGGCUGUCCCCCCAUAUCCAAGUGCUGUCACUGCCUGUCCUCAGGCAGCACGCCCAUAACCAUGUUCUGCUGCGACCUCUCGCCUCAGCGUCUUGGGGGAGGUACCACGAGAGGUAUUUGGAGCAUCACCAAAUGAAGCACCACCACGUGCACAUCACGUUUUGUAUAUAGCAAAUGUAUAGGAGCUAUUUAUGUGAGGCAUCGCUCAGCAUGCGGAUGGGGCGUAUUCUCCUACAAAGUCUUUAAUGCACUUGGGGAUUCACUGGAACAGGGAAGCCAUGGAAUUAGGGGUUUGGCUCAUUUUACAAGGCAUUACCUGUGGAUAAAGCCUCUCUGGGAAGAAGUACUGGACUCUGCUGCUCCUUUAGGAUUUUGUGGUCUUUUAUUAACUUUAUCAAAGCCUUUGAGGCCUGAGCACUCACCUGCCCCAUACAAGUGCCUCCCAAAAGCCACCACUGCCAUGUACAAAACCAUCAGACCCACGGGCAAUGGAGGGGACACAGUGAUGCUCCCCAUGCACAAGUGCUCCUCAGGGCCUGGCUGGCUUCACACCCACUGCGAGGCUACGCUCACAUCCAUCCCUGACACCCUGGAUACAGCACUUAGACACAAACAUCCAUCUUCAUUGUGGAGUGACAAUGAACAAACAACAGGUUGUGUUGGUGGCAGACCCAGGAGUGCUGCCCCAAAGGAGAGAUGCAAGGCUGAAACAGCACCAUUUCAGCCCCUUUCAAACUCUUCUCCCAUCACUCAGACCCAGCUGAUGCUGUCAGUGUUCAUGCUGCACACCUUUUAUGACAAAGGUGGUUUAUUUCUGUAAUAAACUUGUGUAUGAUCCAAAAAA
Molecule: messenger RNA, 3020 nt
Organism: Pezoporus occidentalis (night parrot)
Lineage: Eukaryota; Metazoa; Chordata; Aves; Psittaciformes; Psittacidae
Gene: CUNH1orf116
Product: chromosome unknown C1orf116 homolog
Exons: 5
Coding region: 702-2147 (481 amino acids)
Cellular component (GO): cytoplasm
Source: RefSeq, a predicted model, not a curated record